AUGCGUUGGUUGGCGACAUUGUGCGCUCAGCUGUCCGUGAUUAUUUACAAGUCGGAUCACGAAGUGGACGAUUGCCAUUGAAAUGUUACGUAAUUUAGAGUGGAGUGUUUUGGAUUGUGUUGAAAGACGGUGACAGUAGAUCGUUGGUGUAGUUUCGUUGUGUUAGCAAUUGAGUACAGUUGUGAAGAUGAAAAUAUCAUUUGGUAUAUUGACGGUGAGUGACAGAUGUUCCCUAAACAUCGCUGAGGACAAGAGUGGGAAUAAUCUAGAGAAUCUGAUACGCAGCGAACAGCUUAUCGGGAACGGUGAAGUGGUGGUACGUCACUGUGUACCAGAUGACAAGGAAGAAAUAAAGCAAUAUUUGAAACUGUGGACCAACAUGGGCGUGGACAUCGUCCUCACGACGGGGGGCACCGGGUUCGGACCUCGCGACGUCACGCCCGAGGCGACCCGUGACAUCGUUGACAGGGAGGCCCCGGGCUUGGCUAUGGCGAUGUUCAUGAGGAGCCUCGAGGUCACUCCCCUGGCGAUGUUGUCUAGACCGCUGUGCGGCAUCAGGUCCAGAACGCUCAUCAUCAACCUUCCCGGGAGCACAAAGGGGUCCCAGGAGUGCUUCGAGAGCAUCGCGAUGUCGCUGCCCCACGCGGUGGCGCUCCUGAGGAACGCCCAGGCGGAGGUGGAGAACACCCACCAGCAGCUGGAGGCAGAAGGUCCCAAACACCACCACCACCUCCACCACGGCUUGUCACACCACCACCACCAUCACCACCAUCACAGUCACCAUCGCCACAGUCAGGCAGUCGUCGAUAGCAAGGUGGACGUGAGCAAAGUGGCGCGCCGCGCUCGCACCUCCGCCUACCCGCUGAUCGACGUGCAGACGGCACAGCAGACAGUCCUGGAGCACGCCCGCGUGCUGGGCACGGAGACGGUCAAGUUCAAGGACGCCCUGGGCCGCGUGCUCUCGGAGGACGUGGUCGCCAGGGACGCCCUGCCCCCCUUCCCCGCCUCCAUCAAGGACGGCUACGCGGUCAUCGCCGGCGACGGGGCGGGUCCCAGGACCGUCCUGGGGGACUCCACCGCGGGCGUGAAGCCGGACGAGCUGGAGCCGUUGAAGACCGGCCAGUGUGCGCGGAUCAACACGGGCGCCCCGGUGCCCGCCGGGGCGGACUGCGUGGUCCAAGUGGAGGACACACGCCUGCUCAAGGAUGCCGACGACGGCCGCGUCGAGCUGGAGGUGGAGAUCCUGGUGGCGCCCAAAGUGGGGCAGGACAUCAGGCCAGUGGGUAGUGACAUUAAGGAAGGCGAAGUAGUACUCCGCAAGGGCGCGGUUCUCGGACCUUCCGAGCUUGGGCUUUUGGCAACAGUCGGCGUAGUUCACAUACAGGUUUACAAGCUGCCAGUGACAUGUUUGCUGUCGACGGGCAACGAGCUCCAGGAACCCGGACAGCCCUUGGAACCGGGACACAUACGAGACAGCAACAAGACCACUCUGAUAGCAUUGCUUCAGGACCAUGGUUUUCCUGUCGAGGACAUUGGCAUAGCGAAGGACAACCCCAAGAGCAUGCUUGCCAAGAUGAAGGAGGCCCUGUCAGCCGGGGACCUGGUGGUGACCACGGGCAGCGUGUCCAUGGGCGAGCGGGACAUCCUGAAGGAGGUUCUGGUCACCGACCUGGGGGCCACCGUGCACUUUGGGCGCGUCUUCAUGAAGCCGGGGAAGCCCACGACGUUUGCGACGUGCGAGUACGACGGGAAGCGGAAGCUGGUGCUGGGCCUCCCGGGCAACCCGGUGUCCGCCACGGUGACCAGCCACCUGUACGUGCUGCCCGCCUUGCGGAAGAUGUCUGGGUGCCGGCCCCUGCCCACCAUCAUCAAGGCCAUCACUGAAGAUGACCUGAUAUUGGACCCUAGACCUGAGUAUCAUAGAGUUGUGCUGUCGUGGGAAACACAACACACUGUCCCUACAGCCAAAAGCACUGGGAACCAGAUAAGCAGUCGCUUGCUGAGCUGCUCCGCCGCGAACGCCCUGCUGAUCCUGCCUCCGCGGAGCGACUCUGUGACGUUCGUGGCUCGCGGCAAACUUGUGGACGCCAUGAUCAUCGCCAGGAUCUGAACACACCAUCUCCUGUGGUCGCCGCACCGUGCAUUCGCAACGCACCUUACGUUUGAUUGAUCCUUGAUUAUAUUACUUUUACAUGUCAUAGGGUUCAAGUGGUGUGUACUUCAUUGAAGAUGGGAUGCAGGCUUGUCAUUUUCGUAUGUAUGUGGUUAAUUGAGCAUCAGGCCCACCAAGUUGAGUUAAAAGCAGGGGCAUGCCCAGUGACAUAACCUCAACCCAUUUAAGGGAAGAGUACAAUAUUAUAAUAUCCACUUUAGUUUUUUUUCUUUCUUUUUUUUCAAAAUUUAAUGAACAAUUUGAAAUUCUAUGAUUCAAAUUACCUACACACUCCAAAUUACAUUAUCAUAAUUUUUUUCCCACCAGGUUUCUUCAAGAUACGCACAUUCAGGUCAUUGCAUGUUCGUCGAUCUUAUUACUCAGACAAAAUUUUUAAAGUUUUAGUAACAGGAAUUUUAAAAUUCAGUUUUUGCUUCCAUCAAUUUGGUAUGGAAUUAGGUAUCAUGAAUUUUGGAAAGUUUUCAAAGCAAUUUUUGAAUGGUAACUGGAUACUUCAUUUUUAGUGGCUUGUGUAAAAUGAUUAGGUGCUAGGUAAUUUUACAGUAUAUUCCUUCUGUAGUAAUGCUAGAAGGGCUGUCACCUGAUUUUAUGUACAGGGUGACAAACAAACUUUGGCUGCAGGUUUAUCAUACAACAAUAAGUUGAAAACAUACAUACCUAUAUGUGACAUAUGAUCUAAAUUCCUUCCCAAGACUGCUGUAGGCCUUUGAAGUUUCAGCUGAACUAAUGGUUUUUUGAAAAUAAUAAAGAAACUAUUUAUGGUGAAACGCCAAGCGUCGGAGUAAUGUCUAUUUAAAGAACGUUCUACACACACUACAAAUCUUGUUGCUGAAGUAAUAUUAUUUAAUGGAAAUAAUUUAGGGUAACGCCCUUAUUUACCAUCAAUUUUUGUGACAUCGAGGAAUAAUGUUGUGUUUAAAGGUAGAUUAUUAAUCUACAUCUAAAAAAUAAUUUUAAAAAUGUCACUUUGUUGUACUUUGUUAUACCCCACCGUUUUCACGAGAAACUAAAAUAAAAUUUAUUAUUAAAUACUUUCGAUGCCUGGCAGGUGUGCAACAGUUUGAAACAGCUGCCUAAAAUCAGGGGCACUGAUUGUUAAGUGAUUUACCCAUAAAUGAAGGUAUUUUGAAGAAAUCAUCUAACUAAUCAUUAAGCCAUAACAAUUGCAGACGUAACUUAAAAAACAUAAACUUGAAUGGUGGAUAAACCACACGUGUUAUCAAAUGUCAAUACUUGCGGUUGGGGGGGGGGGGGGGGACGUUUUUAAUUAACAAGUAAUGUUUUAUGACAAGUCGUUUUUAGACAUUACAUAUUUGCUUGGUGUUUCAUGAUAUAUAGUUUCUUUUUUAUUUUCGAAAAAUUCCCGGUUCAGCUGCAACUUCAUAUGCGUAUACGAAUCUUGAGAAGAAAUUUAGACCAUAUGUCAUACAUAUGUUUUCAAUUUAUUUUUAUGUGAUGAAUCUGCAUCCAAAGUUCUCGGGACUCAUGCUGUAUAGUAUGAACUUUUUGAUACAAUAUAUACAUAUAUAAUUUAACAAGCAUGUUAGAAUGUAAGUAUUAUAUUAGGGCUUGCAUUUUUAAUAUUUUAUAGUUGACAGUGCUUGUCUGUGUAUGCAAAACACAAGUACUCUGACUGGUUCUUCAAGAAUAAAAUAACAAAAAAAAAAUUAAUGGUUACACUAUUUUGUUUGUUGGACCAACACAUGUUCACAUAUUUUAUUUUUGAGUUUUUCAUAAGUGCAAUUAAUUAUACAAAAAAAUGUAAAAUUAUGAGCUGAUGAGAAAAUUUACAAAAAUAAAAAUGUAAAAUAUGUAAAUAGAGUAGCCAACCAUAGUGUACAGUAAACAACCAUUUUACAUAAAAAAUUUUUAUACUUUUCAAGAGUAUGAAAUAUUUAGGGAAAUAAAAAAGCAGUGUGUGUAAAAAAAACAAUUUAACUGUAUAAUAAUGGAAAAGGUUAGUUCAUUGUCUAUAAUCUGUUAUUUUAUGUUGUUAGUCAAAUUUAAUAGGAAGUAAAUUUUUCUUCAGAUCAUAAGAUGUAGAUUUACUUAGUUAAAACUUUGUGCUAAACUUUUUUGAAAGAUAUUUAUAAACUAAAUUCAGAUGCAGUCUUUGUGAUUCAUAGCUUUCACUAUGUUCAUACAAAAUUAAACUGUGCCAUACAUUUAAGCUUAUUGUAAAAGAAAUUUAUGAUUUGUACAGUGUAUUAUAUGACAUAAAAUUUUACUUGUACUUUAGUAAUAUGAAUUUAGGAGUAAUUAUUAUGAAGUGUUUGUAACAUUGUUGUUGUUUUUUUUUGGAAAUAUAUUGUAAUUUUAUGUUGGCUGCUGUGAGAAGUCUGAAUUCUUACGAAACUUAAAACAUGUUACAAGCUAAGCUUGGCCUAGCUGUAGAAGUUAAGUACAAAAAUUUUGUUGUAUUCUCAAUAAAUAUUUGGUUAUUCCUUUUUGCUGUAAGAAAAAUUAAUUAAAUUUCUAAAUUAUUCAUACAAAAUAUAUCAAAGUUACAGUAACAUUUUAUGUAACUGAAAUAAAACCUACCCUAGGAUUAUAAUUAUUUAUUUCUAAACAAUCUUGUCUUACUCUUUCAUCUAAUAUCAGUCUUACAACAAAAAUUAAAUGCUCAAAAUGUUUUUUUUUUAUCAUUUUAUUGUGUAACAAGUAAAAUACAGAAUGUAAAAAUGAAAGUCUUAUAAUUGUAUGGAUGAAAAUGUAAUAAAAUAUUGAGCAGAAGAA
Bacillus rossius redtenbacheri is the source of this 4909-nucleotide messenger RNA. It is a transcript of the gene cin, whose product is annotated as gephyrin. Gene Ontology annotation, cellular component: postsynaptic membrane; cytoplasm; cytosol. The transcript is spliced from 12 exons. Gene Ontology annotation, molecular function: molybdopterin molybdotransferase activity. The coding region runs from base 188 to 2110 and encodes 640 amino acids. NCBI's taxonomy places the organism in Eukaryota, Metazoa, Arthropoda, Insecta, Phasmatodea, Bacillidae. Gene Ontology annotation, biological process: postsynaptic neurotransmitter receptor diffusion trapping; establishment of synaptic specificity at neuromuscular junction; Mo-molybdopterin cofactor biosynthetic process. The record is from RefSeq and is a predicted model, not a curated record.